This is a messenger RNA of Musa acuminata AAA Group (dessert banana), 1483 nucleotides long. RefSeq names its product transcription factor-like protein DPB. Bases 151 to 1197 code for a protein of 348 amino acids. The transcript has 9 exons. Lineage: Eukaryota; Viridiplantae; Streptophyta; Magnoliopsida; Zingiberales; Musaceae. The record is from RefSeq and is a predicted model, not a curated record. Gene Ontology annotation, molecular function: DNA-binding transcription factor activity, RNA polymerase II-specific; RNA polymerase II transcription regulatory region sequence-specific DNA binding. Gene Ontology annotation, cellular component: nucleus; transcription regulator complex. Gene Ontology annotation, biological process: regulation of cell cycle; regulation of transcription by RNA polymerase II.
CUUUCGUAAACAGCCUCAACCCGCGCAUGCCCAACCAAGCGUAUCUUUUUCUUUCUCCUCCCCUCUCUCUCUGUUAGGGUUUCUCCCACUCACUCGAUCCGUUCCAAGAUCACACCUCCGACGAUCUCCUGCUCGCUCGCGAUUGCAGUGAUGGACGAGGGGAGCAAGAGCACGGCGAGCUUCCCCAAGGUCGCCAGUGGCAGUCGUUCCUCCCUGGGCACACCGGCCUUCUCCGGCGGCCACUCGGCCUCCACCAGCGGCAGCGCUGGGUCUCCAUCCAGUCGGAGCGAUCCUGCGGCGAGGACGCCUGCCAGCGAAAACACCCUGGUUAGGCUGAACCAUCUCGAUAUCCAGGGGGAGGACGAGGGGACGCCCGAAGGGGCCGUCAGUGGUAAAAAGAAAAAGAGGGGUGUACGAGCAGUUGGAGGUGAUAAAAGUGGUAGGGGACUGCGGCAGUUCAGCAUGAAAGUCUGCGAGAAGGUGGAAAGCAAGGGGAGAACCACUUAUAAUGAGGUUGCAGAUGAACUUGUAACUGAAUUUACAGAUCCCAACAAUAAUCCAGGCUCUCAAGAUCAGCAACAGUAUGACGAGAAGAACAUACGGCGAAGGGUAUAUGAUGCACUGAAUGUUCUCAUGGCAAUGGAUAUUAUAUCUAAAGAUAAAAAAGAGAUACAAUGGAAAGGUUUACCUCGGACUAGUCUUAAUGAUAUUGAAGAGUUGAAGGCAGAACGUACUGGGUUGAAGAACAGGAUUGAGAAGAAAACUGCGUAUUUGCAAGAAUUGCAAGAUCAAUUUAUAGGUCUCCAAAACUUGGUCCAACGGAAUGAGCAGUUGUAUGGAUCAGGACAUAUUCCAUCAGGCGGCGUUGCUUUACCUUUUAUCUUGGUUCAGACUCGUCCUCAUGCGACUGUAGAGGUGGAAAUUUCAGAAGAUAUGCAACUGGUGCAUUUUGAUUUUAACAGUACUCCCUUUGAGCUGCAUGACGACUCAUACGUGCUUAAAGCAAUGGGAUUGUGUGAAAGAGGGCAACAUGAUGGUGCUCCAGAACCGAGUUCUAAUGGAGGUGACUGCUCCAGCAUGAGUGGAAUGUAUCAACAUGAAACUUCGCAGGGUUCGAGGUCCAGUUCCAUGGGUAAAAUGAUAACUUCUCCUCCUAAACCUGGAAUCUUAAAAGCUCGUGUGAAGAAUGAACAUUAACCAUCAUGACUAACAACCUCAGUUGUUACCUCUGCAUGUUUUUUUUUUUGUUUUGUGGCUGUUGAUGUCUUUUUUGUUCUCUUUCUUCCCUUUUGUCAUGAAGCACAUAUAAAUUAGGGGAUAAGUGGCGGAAACCAAUUGGGAUUUGUCUGCUAACUUAGCUUUUUAACAAGUUGGAGGGACCUCAAGGUUGGAAGUUCCUGCCUAAGAAAUCAUGUGUUAUUGUAAUGUAACUGUGUAUUAUCUCUUUUCCCUGACCUAGAAUGAAAUGCUCUGAUUCCUACAA